Mixia osmundae IAM 14324 is the source of this 690-nucleotide messenger RNA. RefSeq lists its product as uncharacterized. The transcript has 2 exons. The record is from RefSeq and is a predicted model, not a curated record. NCBI's taxonomy places the organism in Eukaryota, Fungi, Basidiomycota, Mixiomycetes, Mixiales, Mixiaceae. The coding region runs from base 55 to 627 and encodes 190 amino acids.
GGUACAAAAGCGUAUCUUGAACCACGAGCUACGAGCCGAGUGCGCCAGGACAUCAUGCUCGUCAACGAUGAAGACUUCCAGACACUUUUGCUCGUUGCAGUCACGUCCAUUUCCAUGUGCGCGGCCACCUUGUUCACUCGGAAGGCAACGCAACGCUCCCGAACCGAGUCUGCCGCUCGAGAUACCAGACUCCAAGAAUUGAUCUCCGCAGAGGCGAAGUGGCCAGAUAUCGACGCCCCGGCUUACUUACCGCCUUUUCGUGAGAUACAAGUCGGCACCGCACCGCGUACCAUACUGCUGCAAGCUCAGCUACAACUCGAUUCUGCUGUAGAAACCUUGCAAGCAUACGAUACCGCCCAGAAGCAUAAUGCGGCAGCGCUUCUGUCUGGUCUGCAAGCACUCGCGGUUCUGGAGCAGGAGGAGGCCGAGCGGCGAGAGCCGAACUACUUUGGCGAGACAAUGAUCGAUCCUUGCGAAGCAUUUUCUGCCGAGAUUCGAAGACUUGUCGUAGCGAGCUCUGACACAAAAGCUCCAGCUGAGAUUGGGCGCGCCCGAGAGUUCUUGCGGUCGAUUGAGACCAGGACGAGCAAUAGACGCGAUAUGCGAAGAUCAUCAUGGACACUGUAAAGUAGCAUUGCAGAUUUGAUACGUUUGCAAUGCAUGGUCGUAGAUAUUACUGCAGGCUUUUAG